Girardinichthys multiradiatus is the source of this 318-nucleotide messenger RNA. RefSeq names its product dispanin subfamily A member 2b-like. Bases 1 to 318 code for a protein of 105 amino acids. Lineage: Eukaryota; Metazoa; Chordata; Actinopteri; Cyprinodontiformes; Goodeidae. The transcript is spliced from 2 exons. Gene Ontology annotation, cellular component: plasma membrane. The record is from RefSeq and is a predicted model, not a curated record.
AUGGCAUCAGGUCAAGCUGCAGAGGCAGUUACAAUGCUGGAGAUGAGAAAUGAUGGACGUCCUGGACAACAUCAGCAGAAUCCAAUGGUGCAAUACUCCACUUUGGAGGUCACAACUGAGCGUCCCAGGGAUCACAUCAUCUGGUCGCUGUGCUGCUUCGUCUAUGGAAAUCCCUUCUGCCUUGGACUGGCUGCUCUCAUCUUCUCCAUCAAGGCCAGCGAUCGGAAGGUGGUUGGAGAUAUAGAGGGCGCUCGGCACUACAGCUCCACCGCUUGUUCCCUAAACAUCGCAGCAACAGUUCUUGUUUUCAUCAUUUGA